Messenger RNA from Tetrahymena thermophila SB210, 2641 nucleotides. Its product is annotated as surface protein with EGF domain and furin-like repeat protein, putative. The transcript is spliced from 6 exons. The annotation marks the transcript as partial. The record is from RefSeq and is a predicted model, not a curated record. NCBI's taxonomy places the organism in Eukaryota, Ciliophora, Oligohymenophorea, Hymenostomatida, Tetrahymenidae.
AUGGAAGAUUUUCAUUUAAAUCCAAUAUACAGCGAAUGCAUAAUAAAUAAACGUGGUGUUGAAAACUAAUCUGAUUUAUAAGAGUAUAAAAAGUUUUAAAAAAUUUAUAAAUUUUAUUUGGAAAUAUUUGGCUUAAUUAGUACUCAAUAUACAUCUUCUUAAAUGAAAGUAAGUUUAAAUGGAGUUGAAAUAACCAAAUCACUUGAUGCUUGUAAUGGUGCUUUAUGUUAUUCUUUCAAGUAGUAAGAUCUAUUAAACUCAUAUGAUUUAAAUUUAAUUCUUUAUCCAUUGAAUUCACCCUCUGAAAAAUAUUAAUAGUAUAUAUAAGGAACUUUUCUUAUUGUUUAACUUUGCUCGCCUUAUUGUGAUGAAUGUGAUUAAGACAACGUAUGCUCAAAAUGUAUUGAAAAAUAUUAUCUUGACUCUUCUGGUAGCUGUUAGCCUUGCGAUUAAACUUGCUUAAACUGCUCUGGACCUUCAAAUGAAAAUUGUUUAUCUUGUGUUUCAGGGUUGUUUUUUUAGCAGAAAUCAAGUUCAUGUGUCUAAAAUUGUGAUUAAAAUUAAUAUCGAGACUCUUAAAAUGUAUGUUAAUUAUGCCAUCAAUCAUGUGCAAUUUGCUAAGGAGCAGGACCAAACAAUUGCUUAUCUUGCUAAUUAGGUUUAUACAUGUAACCUAUUACACAUUCAUGUGUGUAAACUUGUGAUUAAAAUUAAUAUCGAGACUCUUAAAAUGUAUGUUAAUUAUGCCAUCAAUCAUGUGCAAUUUGCUAAGGAGCAGGACCAAACAAUUGCUUAUCUUGUUAAUUAGGUUUAUACAUGUAACCUAUUACACAUUCGUGUGUUUAAACUUGUGAUUAAAAUUAAUAUCCAGACUCUUAAAAUAUAUGUUAAUUAUGUGAUCAAUCAUGUGCAAUUUGCUAAGGAGCAGGACCAAACAAUUGCUUAUCUUGUUAAUUAGGUUUAUACAUGCAACUUAUUACACAUUCAUGUGUUCAAACUUGUGAUUAAAAUUAAUAUCCAGACUCUUAAAAUAUAUGUUAAUUAUGCGAUCAAUCAUGUGCAAUUUGCUAAGGAGUAGGACCAAACAAUUGCUUAUCUUGUUAAUUAGGUUUAUACUUAUAACCUAUUACUCAUUCAUGCGUUUAAACUUGUGAUUAAAAUUAAUAUCUAGACUCAUAAAAUAUAUGUUAAUUAUGUGAUCAAUCAUGUGCAACUUGCUAAGGUGCAGGACCAAACAAUUGCUUAUCUUGUUAAUUAGGUUUAUAUAUGUAACCUAUUACACAUUCAUGUGUUUAAACUUGCAAUUAAAACUAAUUCAUAAAUGCAUAAUAACAGUGCUAAUUAUGUGAUCAAACUUGUAGCAGUUGUGAUGGAGCAGGACCAAAUAGUUGCUUGUCCUGUAUACCUGGAUUAUAUUAUUAGCCAAAUAAAAAAUAAUGUGUUUAGAAUUGUGAUUUAAAUUAAUUUAUUAAUUCUUUAAAUCAGUGUUAACCCUGUGAUUAAUCUUGCGCAAGUUGUGAUGGGUCUUCUUCUAAAAGCUGUUUAUCAUGCCCUUAAAAUAGCUUUUUGUUUAAUAAGAUGUGUGUAGGUAUUUGUCCAAAUGGAUUUUAAUCAAAUCUCAUUUCACUUACUUGCGAUUAAUGUUAAAAUUAUAUGGAUCCUAAAUGCAAUUCUUGCCAUCCUAGUUGCUAGUUAUGCAAAUUCUCAUAGGCUAAAGACUCUUAAUGCAACAGCUGCUUCUCAGAAACAAGAUUAUUAGAUUCAAAUAACAAUUGCAAUUGCUUAAAUCCAAAAGAUUAAAGAAAUAAUUUUUAUUAAUGUAGCUAUCAAAAUAUUGCUGUACUUGACAUUCAAUUAAGCUCAACAAAACCACUGCUAAUUAUAGAUUUUGGUUCACCUUUAAAAGGUAUAUCAGUAGAUACAUCUUUUCUUAUAUGUUAAUAAAUAUUUGAUCAGCCCACUUUGAUUUUACUUGGUUCAGAUUCAUUGUGCCAAAUAACUGGAAAUCAAGUUUAAGUAAAUUUAGGUGAUUCUUCAAUAAUAAUGGCAAAUAAUAUUGUUAAUUUUUUACCUAAUAAACUCUAAUUUGAAGACUAUAAUAUGUAUUUUAUAAAUACUUUCUAUAGAAAUAUUGUUUUCUAGAAUGAUCCUGGGAUUCCUUUGCUUAAUUUUAAUUACAACCCUAAUGAAAACAGCUGCAAUCCUUUAAGUAUAGCUCUUUAAAAUAUACAAAAUGAUGCAGGUAGAAAAUUUUUAAAUAUAAAUUGGACUUUAGUGCAAGUUAUAGGAACAAUGAGUGACAAAUAGAUAUAAAACAUCAAAAAAAUACUGUAACAAGCAAGCUAAGAUAUGGCCACAAGUAUAAAUAUUGAUCCCAAAUAUAUCCCUUCAAAUUAAAAUAUUGCAAUACAAUUUAAUUAUUAGCUUAAAGUUAACAAAGCAGGCUCUUAAUUAUUUACAAUAAAUUACUAAUAAUCAAAAUAUAUUAAAAUCAUCUUUUAGUAAUCAGUAUAUCCUCCUAUAUAUAGAUACAUGAGCUUGAGUUUCUACUUUUAAUUUUAUAUUGAAAUAUGCGAGCUAGGUUUAAUCACUUACAAUAACGAGCCUGUUGAUUUACAACUAAUUUCUAACCAACUUCAAU